CCUGAGCAGAACUGUCAGGAUACUUUUAAUUCUCCUGAAUAUAAAUGUUUGUGUAGCAGAUAAUAAUAACAAUUAUUUUCAAGAUGCAAACCGUUGUAAAUGCUUCAGAGACAACGCAAUCUGUGGCGACUGCAAACUCGCAUUCGACUGUAGAAGAUUCCUACAUAAUUCGAAUUGAAAUGAUUGAUGGCACUUCACAACUUGUUCAUUUAUCAAUGGAUCAAGCAAUGGCAUUAGGUGUACACAACAUAAGUCUUGAAAACAAAGAAAAAACACCAAAGAAACCUUCUACCAUGCUGAAUUAUAAAAUUGUUCAACCAGCAGAAUUAAAUUUAUAUAAAAAGGAAGAACCAGAGAUAAUUAGUAAUGCUGAAACUGGAUUGACCAGGGGCAGACCAAAGAAAAGACCAGGAGAAGCUGUAUUAAAAAGUGAUGUAGUAGAAGUAGCACCUCCUAAGUUGUGUGUCAGCACAUCAAGAACUAGAUGUGGUAGGAUAACAAAACCACCAACACACAUGGAAAAGGAUUAUGAAAAAAUUGUAACAAAUGUAAAGGGCAGUAUGAAACCUGUUGAAGAAUUGCAUACAGCACAGUUUGAACCUAUCAAAACCCGAAAUAAUAUAACUGAACCACCUCCUCUGGUUUCUUUGGAAUCAAAUCCCAAGAAACGAAAUAUUCCUGCACAAUAUAAAUGCCCUACAUGCAAAAAAGCGUAUUUGGGUCGUAAUCGCAUGGCUGCCCACUUGAAAAAGAAUCCGGAUCAUGGAGCAACCAAUCAGAUGAUGCAGCAGGAUUGCAAUUCAUGGAACUUUCUGAUUGAAACUGCACUGAAAGCAAAUAAAGGCAAACGCGGUGAAAAAUUCUGCAAGGAAUUAAUCAGUCUUGUUAAAAAUGCGCGUGUGAUGGCUAAAAACUUUCUGAGGCCAGCAACAGUUAAGUCUGAAUUUGUUGUGGAUUCACUUUUGGCAAAAAUAUUAGAUAUUAAAGAAGGGGACUAUCGGUUUAAUGAAAGUGGAAUCUGUAAAGAUGUUAAUAUAUUUUCAUUUUUGUUGGAUGAUUCAUUUUUAGAAUCCGUUGAUUCUAAUACACUCGAUACAACCGAAACUACAAACGAGCUUUGUUUUGCGAAUCCGCCUUCUUUAAUUCAACCAGCAAAGAAAUUUAUGUUUACACAAGGGGCAACUUCAACAAGCAACGAACUUACAUCGAUAGAAGAUGUGAACAGUAAACCUGUAAAUAAUGUUGAAUUGAAUUCGGACAUUACAUAUCUUAUUGAUAUUACUGAACCUAAGAAAAAACUCUUUGCACCCACAAAAACAAGUCCAAACAAAACGCUUGACAAUCAUUUCGAAAUUCUACAUAUUUUCAAUGAAGAUUUUAAUGACAAAUCUGUAUUUUCAUCUUCGGCAAGUACUUCAAAUGACGCAAAAGAAAAUAAUUACACUAACAACGAAUACCUUGUCAAAAAGAAACAAGAAACAAAUAGCGAAGACACUAAUCAACAGGAUCACGUUGGUAAAGAAGUUGACAUCUUUAGAAAAACGAUUCCCAACAUAUUAUCAUUUGAUGUAAACGACGAACACAUGAGUACACCAACUGAAAAAGAGAAAAAGAAGAGUGAAGAGUUUGAUUUGAACAAACUGCAUUUGGUUGAAUUUCUCCCAGAUGCACCCGUGGCUAACAUCUUGGAUACCAGCAUAGGAUCCGAUGAUGUAAUGAAUGUGGAUCAGUUUGUAAACGAAAGGUUUACGAACCUUACUGAACCGGGCGUCGAAAUUGUUCCAGAUUCUCCAAUUGCAUUGGAUUUGCCUUGUUUUACUUUCAACAAUUGAACUGUUAUGAAUAGAUAUGAAUAGAUUUAUAUUUUGUGGAAUAAACAGUUUCAAAAAUUUA
Dalotia coriaria is the source of this 1893-nucleotide messenger RNA. RefSeq lists its product as uncharacterized. The coding region runs from base 84 to 1832 and encodes 582 amino acids. NCBI's taxonomy places the organism in Eukaryota, Metazoa, Arthropoda, Insecta, Coleoptera, Staphylinidae. The transcript is spliced from 4 exons. The record is from RefSeq and is a predicted model, not a curated record.